CUCCAGGCGGUGGGGCUGGGCCAGACAGUACCGCCCCCACCGCGCCCGCCUUGCACACCCUCAGAAGCGCAGGCUCGCAGCGCGGCGCUGGGGGGGGGGGCUCCCCAGCACCUCGGCCUCGAGUCCCCAGCCCGCUGCACCUCCGGGCCCCCUCCCUUACCCUCUAGAGAAACCAGGAGUUGUCGCAAGGGGGCCUCGGGAAAUUCCCUGGACCCCAGUGCCAGGAGGUGCCCGGUUCGCCCGCUCCCCAUCCACCCCCCCGAGGGCGGUGCCCGGGGGCGCUGCCCCAUGGAGCGGGGAGGCGGGCGCCGUCUGCUGCGGGAGCCGUGACCUGAGUAGGAGCUGUGUGUCGCAGCCGCCCCACCCCUGCCGAUCAUGCGCCGGCGACCCUGGCUCGCCAGUCCCACCGGGCUGUGAGCCCCCCACUCCUGGCCUGUCAAGGCCCGCGCGCCAUGGGCAGCGCCCACCCUCACCCCUGGCUGCGGCUCCCACCCCGGCCCCAGCCGCGGCCUGAGCUCUGGGCGCUCCUGUUCUUCCUACUGCUGCUGGCUGCCGCUGUGCCCAGGUCAGCACCCAACGACAUCCUGGGCCUCCGCCUACCCCCAGAGCCUGUGCUCAACGCCAACACAGUGUGCCUGACACUGCCCGGCCUGAGCCGGCGGCAGAUGGAGGUGUGCGUGCGUCACCCUGACGUGGCCGCCUCUGCUAUCCAGGGCAUCCAGAUCGCCAUCCAUGAGUGCCAGCAUCAGUUCCGGGACCAGCGCUGGAACUGUUCCAGCCUGGAGACUCGGAACAAAGUCCCCUACGAGAGUCCCAUCUUCAGCAGAGGUUUUCGAGAGAGUGCUUUCGCCUACGCCAUAGCAGCUGCCGGGGUGGUGCACGCAGUGUCCAACGCAUGCGCCUUGGGUAAACUACAGGCUUGCGGUUGCGACGCCUCCAGGCGUGGGGACGAAGAAGCCUUCCGUCGGAAGCUGCACCGCCUGCAGCUGGACGCGCUGCAGCGCGGUAAGGGCCUGAGCCACGGGGUCCCAGAACACUCUGCUCUGCCCCCUGCCAGCCCAGGCCUCCAGGACUCCUGGGAGUGGGGUGGCUGCAGCCCGGAUGUGGGCUUCGGAGAACGCUUCUCCAAGGACUUUCUGGACUCCCGGGAGCCUCACAGAGACAUUCACGCGCGCAUGAGACUCCACAACAACCGUGUCGGCAGGCAGGCGGUGAUGGAGAACAUGCGGCGAAAGUGCAAGUGCCAUGGCACCUCAGGCAGCUGCCAGCUCAAGACGUGCUGGCAGGUGACGCCGGAGUUUCGUGCCGUGGGGGCGCUGCUGCGCAACCGCUUCCACCGCGCCACGCUCAUCCGGCCGCACAACCGCAACGGUGGCCAGCUGGAGCCCGGCCCCGCGGGGGCACCCUCGCCAGCUCCCGGCACUCCGGGGCUGCGCCGAAGGGCCAGCCACUCCGACCUGGUCUACUUCGAGAAAUCGCCCGACUUCUGUGAGCGCGAGCCUCGCCUGGACUCGGCGGGCACUGUGGGCCGCCUGUGCAACAAGAGCAGCUCGGGCCCGGACGGCUGCGGCAGCAUGUGCUGUGGCCGCGGCCACAACAUCCUGCGCCAGACGCGCAGUGAGCGCUGCCACUGCCGUUUCCACUGGUGCUGCUUCGUGGUCUGCGAAGAAUGCCGAAUCACCGAGUGGGUCAGCGUCUGCAAGUGAGCGGGCCCGGGCUCCUCGGGGUCUCAGGAAAGGUUCGCCACCUGGCGCCUGGCUUCUGCUGCUAGCGACUAUCUCGGCCAGGCAGCAGCAUCCUUUGGCUCCUGAGAGAGGUGGUUGGCUCUUCCUGCUCUCAGGAUCUGCAGUCAGCAGACAGUCUAGACCCGACUGACACCCACUCCGUGGGUUCCCCUCUUCCGGCUCAGGCUCCUAGUUCGGACAGCUGGGAGUGAUGUUGGAGACCGCCCCACACCCUAGGACAUGUCACCCAAACAGCCCAGCCUGGCAGGCCUAUCACCUCCUGUCAUCUUUUCUCCCCUUCCCCAGGAGCAGCAGGCAGUGCACUGAAGCUGAUGGGUACCGGCGGAAGAAGGCUAAAGAAGACUAAAAUGAAGAAACAGGCAUAAUCAGGCUGAAGCGAUUCUACAAAGGCCCCCCAGAUACUCUCCUGCGAAGGCUUCUGCUCCUAUCAUUCAUUUAACAGAUAUUUAUUUUGCACUCUCUUUGUGGCACUCUCUGGGGAAAGAGAAGCCUUCUGGAGUUUACAGGCUUACUAAGGGAAGUGGACAAUAAACCAGUAAACACACAAACAAGAUUAUUUCUGGCAGUGCUAUGGGCUAUGGGGGAAAUUGACCAGGGCACUGGAUAUACACUGAUUUGUGCAGAACGGAGCCCUUUCCGCUAAAACUAUCUGCCAGGGAGACUUCUGAGUUGUGAUAUACAUGCUGAGACCUGCAAAGCGAGAAAGAGUCGUACAUAGACGGGGAAGGGCUUUCCAGACAGGCUACAGAAACCCGAAGCUCCGAGGGGAGAGAGACUCCACCUGUUGGAGGAGCAGCAGAGCAGCCUCUGCGUUUGGAGAGUAGAAAUCAAGGGCUGGUGGGAGAGAUCGGAGGUUGGGGCAGCUGGGGUAGGAAGGGGGUUUUCUUUAAGAAGAAUCUGCAGAGAGUAAGCAAGCAGUCUUAAGCAGUUGUACUCUGAUUCCCACAUCUUCGGGGAUCUGGCUGAAAUGGAGACAAGAUGGUAGCCAGAAAGCAGGUUAUGGGGACGACAGCUAGUACCCAGCUGAAGCCUGGAUUGGGUGACAGCGGUAGGGAUGUCCAGAAGGGGAACGGGAUCCAGGGAUCCAGAGCCCUCAGUCAGAACUCUAACCGCCCACUUUGUACCCGAGCCCUUUGCCACAAGCCAGGACGAGUGGCUGUGCCCAGCAGCAACCGACAGCAGAGACAGGAGGCACUCUGAGAAGAGUAAUCCUGGGCAAGACCCAGCUCAACCCAGCCUAGCGCCCCAGGGAGCAGGUGGGGCCAGGAGGUGCGGCUGGGAAUAGGGUGGUGGGGGAGGGUGACAGACUCACCCUCUGGAGCUGGGCUCUGGAGUCCAGGCAGGAAAGCUGGGGGUGGGUAGGCAGCCUUCCUGAAACCCCCUCCCCCGUUGCCCCAGAGCCACAGCUCAAGGUGUCGCUUAGCAGGUUAAAACCCCUCCCUGAUUUUAUACUUCCACCAGGACACUGUUGAGCUGGAAUUUGCGUUCAUGCUUGUACUCACUUUGGCUCAAGUCUGAUGAUUUUCUAGAACAGACCCUAAGGAUCGCAGGCAGAGCACAGUUUACCAUAUCCAGGCCCACUGUUCCAGUGAUCAUCUGAUGGCAUCCAUCUUGCCAAACCAAGCAGAGGCAAAGUCUUGUUCCAAAGGCCAGUUUGCACGGGACCCCUCCCAUAUUUCCUUGCCCUCAUCCCUUGUGGGGGCGACUCUGGAACAUGCACCUCUGUUGGCCCUCCAGAUGGAAGAAUGGGCCCACUAGAUAGUUCUCAUCAACUGUCCUCUAACUGCUCUGUUUUGGCAGCUCCCAGGCAUGCCUAAGGCAUCAGGACCUCUCAGGCACCCAGUUGGACUGCCUCGGUGGAGAACAGGGUUUCUCGACCCAUUCCCCCCCCCCAAAAAAAAAGCAGCCCUACAGGCGGGUGGGUGAGUGUCUCUGGGGGAGGAGGAGCAGACAGACACACCUGCCUCAUUCCUUUCCUCUUGUUCAUCCUGGAGAGAACUACAGGGGCUGGGUUCCCCCCUUUCCCCUCCCAGCCUAGGGAGGAAGAGAGAUGUGCUGGGGAAAUUGAAGGAUGGAAGCAUAGUCCCAAGCCCGGCAGAAACCACUACAGUGUUAGCCAUGACCUUGUCCUCUGCCUUUCAGAGCUUGGGGGAGGGAGACUGGAAGUGAGCAUUAUAGGAUGGAGUUUGGGAAUCAAGUGGAAGCAGUGCACUGUAGAACAUGUUGUCUGGAGUGAGAGCCUGGCAGAAUGGGACAGAGGAUGGGACACUGAACUAUACGAGUUCCAGGGGGGCAGAGUCCGCGGUUUGAUAAACGCUAGUAUGAACCGUAAAGUUGGGAAAGGGACAAAGUUAUUUUCUCCUAAGUUACCACCCAGCCUCACUGGUCUGGACCAGAAGCAGAGUCCUGGGACCAAGGCUGGGCCCUGUAAUAGCAGAAUGCCCUAAGGGACUCCUUAAGGGGAAGUGUAAAGGUGAUGGAGGUGGGAAGAUACUGGACUUUUAUACACUAGCUGAAGGUACAGUGGGAAUGAGAUGCUGAUCGAAAAUAAUUGGAAAUGGGCUAAAAGGAGCGCAAGCUUAGGGUGAAGGUGGCCUGGAGAACUUGGAAAUCACCAGAGGUGACAUUUGGAAUGUGAACAGAAAGUAACCAGGGAUCAUUCCAAGGAUGAAAAGACCUCCCUUGUCUUUGACCCGAGGAACACUUUGGUUAUUUCUGCGAGGGCAGAACUUAGUGGCGUCUACCGUCCCCAAAAGAGGGAGGUAGAGAACUAACAGCAAAUGAGUGUGGUGCACAGUGCUGGGGUUACAGGUCAGGGAGAAACAGCCCGCUGGAGUGUGAUGGGAACCCACGCAUCUGGCUCUCCAGUCGCCCAAGGGGACCUAAAGGGGAAGGGCAUUCAAAGAUGGACUUGCCAGCUGCAGAGUACCUAGGUGAGGAGCAAGGUCAAGGCUGACCGUCACUCAGGAGCUCCCUCUCCCUCUCCAUUCUCUGAAUUAGUGCGCCCCCAGCUAGCCUCUGGCAGGGGGCCUUCCACUCUGGAGAGUGGCCAGACCCGUUUCAGCCCUCCUCCUCCCUCCCCACCCCCUUCUCAUGUGGUUGCCGGCAGCUGCCUGCGGUCGCCCCAUCCCUUGCGCUCAAGGCACGGGGACUUUCCAACAGGGGAAAAAAUGACUUAAUGAGAGUGGGAGCCGGGGGCGGGAAGGACAGGUCCCUGUAAUCACAGCUCCACUGUGGGGCCUGCGUACCUCCCGGUCCUUCCUCAGCUUCCUGCUACCAGCGCCCGCCUUGGGUUCUGCUGGGGGAGGGGCACAGGCUGGCGACAGGGAGAUCCCUUUCCAGGUGCCAGGCUCUCUGGGACCCUUGGGCUGCCUUUUCUUUCUGAGUGACUGAGGACGGAACCUGGGACACCCCCAGGAUCCCUCUUUGGAUCCAGUCCAGAGUCCUUUGCUGGUGAAUUAGAAGAGUAAGGGGUACCGAGGACAACCCUUUGCUGGUUCGCGACUGCGCACUUCGCAACGCCCCCGGUUGCUGUGGCAACCAGGGCAGCCGAGGUGUGUCCGCGGGCCUGGGAGGUACCCACCCCCCCUUCUCGCCGCCAGCGGGGCCAGGCCCCGCUGCUGUGGUGCGCGGGGGGUGGGGGUGUGCCGUUACCAUGGCAAGGGUGAGCUAGGAGGGCACAUUCUUCCCCAGGGUGGGAGCGCCCUGGGGACACGAGAAGGGGGGUGACGGGGGCGGCAGAAAGGGGAGCAGAGGAUGGUCAGAACAAGGGAGGAGUCUCGGACAAGACGAACCAGGGUUUCUGAGGUUGGGGCGGGGGAGUUUGGAAUCUGUUCUUUCCCCUACUCCAGUUCUUUUGAGGUGUCCCUCUCCUCCUCCUGCACCCUUCUUGGGGUUCCCGGCCUCCGUUUCCAAGGAAAGGACUUCCAAUAACUGACCAAAACCCCCUUUGACUGUUCCAUGUCGGGCCUGUGGAACUAAGAGGCCUCUCCCACUCCACUUCGAGUAGCAUUGAAGCUCAUGCAGCUAGCCACUGCCCUGAAAUUAAGCCCCUCGCCCGCCCCUGUGCCACCCACCCCAGCCUCUGCCUGGCCCAGUCCGCUGUCAAUUACAGCUUUGCCCAGCAGGAUUACCUCGAAGACCCAGGGAGAGGCUGGGGCUGGGAACAGCAGGCAAAUCAAGAAGAGGGUGGGGUCCUGGGGGUGUCCUUGACCUCCAGAGUCCUUAUCUGGGGCUUCAGGCUGCAGCCUUGUGUGUGUGUGUGCGCGCGCGCGCGUGUUGCAACGUCUGGGGUUCAAGGCUGUGUGUACUCAAAAAGUUCAAGGCCCUUAAGGCUUAUUCUUUUUUUUCCGCCGCAGGCGGCCGCGUGGGUCUCUCCUGGCCCCACGCCCUGACCGAUGGACCCAGCUUGGUCUUGCUGAACCAACCAGAGGGCAGCCGCCAGGAAGUAACUGGUGUUUUGUGGAAGGCACAAAACGGCGCCCCCUUUGGGCAAGAGGGUUCCCCUUUUCUGUUCGGCGAACGAAAGCAACCAGGGAGUCUGCAGAGGAUAGACAUUGGAGCGUUCGGCCACCACCCAGUCCCCUGCCGUUCCUUCCUGCUCUUCCCUGCGGGGCUCGAGUAAAGCUUCGCGCCUCCCGCAGUCCGACUACUCACAUCUGGCCGGCAGCUGGGAACCGCCCACCACAAACUACUGAGAACACGGCGCCCUCUGUUGGUGCUGAGUAGUGACACACCAGGGCCUGUGUCGUGCGCCUCUGCGACAGAGGGUCCAGGGUUUCGCUCCCAUCCAAGGGUCUCGGGUCCACUCAUUCGGUAUCUUUUGCUGGCGGAAAACCUUCACCCUCUGACUCGCGUAGCUCCAAAAUCGUACUGUGAGGGCCCUUAGCUUUCUGCCCGUCACGAUCCAUCUUGCCGAUCCUCUCUUCUGCAUGCACGUGUGCCUAAAACCCAGUCCAGGGACCAAGCUUCUCCUUACCUAACAAGGUCACAAGCUCUGACUUCAGGUUCUGAGACCUGUCCUUCCACGCCCCACGAUCACUCAGUGCUGAACGUGAAAAUCCUAAAUAAGGAACACUGUUACAUAAAUAACCACACAUUUGUUCAAUAGAAUUCCUUGCUGUGUCCUUUAAAAUGAGGUGGUUGAAGAAUAAAUAUUUAGUGUCUGA
Messenger RNA from Peromyscus californicus insignis, 6913 nucleotides. It is a transcript of the gene Wnt10a, whose product is annotated as Wnt family member 10A. Gene Ontology annotation, biological process: canonical Wnt signaling pathway; neuron differentiation; cell fate commitment. Lineage: Eukaryota; Metazoa; Chordata; Mammalia; Rodentia; Cricetidae. Gene Ontology annotation, molecular function: cytokine activity; frizzled binding. Gene Ontology annotation, cellular component: extracellular region. The transcript is spliced from 4 exons. Bases 453 to 1706 code for a protein of 417 amino acids. The record is from RefSeq and is a predicted model, not a curated record.